Solea solea (common sole) is the source of this 3722-nucleotide messenger RNA. RefSeq names its product solute carrier family 16 member 2 (gene slc16a2). The coding region runs from base 572 to 2218 and encodes 548 amino acids. NCBI's taxonomy places the organism in Eukaryota, Metazoa, Chordata, Actinopteri, Pleuronectiformes, Soleidae. The record is from RefSeq and is a predicted model, not a curated record. Gene Ontology annotation, molecular function: monocarboxylic acid transmembrane transporter activity; thyroid hormone transmembrane transporter activity. Gene Ontology annotation, biological process: transmembrane transport. The transcript is spliced from 7 exons.
AGCGGUUGAAUGACGGUUCUCCCCUAUAUUGACACUUCAGAGCCGAGACAACCGCCGGGAGCUGCACUGGCCUACAUUUUCACACCGCGUUUACACACAAUGAAAGAGGAACACCACCGGGGACGUUUCUUUUGUCAUUGCGGGAUGCUGCGGACCGUGUGAGACGGUCACGGUACGAUACGGCACCGAGGUUUUUCACAGGUUGAGGAUUCCGCUUUUGUCACCGAGCGGAGAAGCCGGAGUAAAAAAGUGAAUUCUAUAGUGUUAGAGUCAAGUGUUUGCGGGACACAUAUGAUCGCACUAAAAGGACAAACGGGCGGCUCCGUUUAAGUCCUGCUUAAAGACAAACAUCCGACCACAAUGACACUUCUACCGUCUGCUGGUGGAAGUUGACGCUCAGACCCGGACAACAGGCGGUGUGCGAGGAGGAAGACCCCCCUCCCUGUCUUGCACGUUUUGACAGAUAACCAAUCAAAUCGGUUACUUAAAGCCCGUGCUCUUAUGUCAGCGACCUAUAUCUCCUGCGUGUGCGCUGAGAGCCCACUGUAAGCUCACCACCUCACCAGACAGCAUGGGGAUCAACGGGCUAGACAAUCAGCCGUCGGGAGGAGUGUGCAGGACGGAGGAGCCGACUGCAGAUCCCCACACGGAGCGGAGAGAUGCUCCACAAGACGCAGACCAGGCUGUGGGCACCGUGCAGCUGAUCGAGGCCGGUUGCAAGCCGCCCUUGUCCUCGCAGUCCCCGGCUCCUGAUGCGGAGGUGGCGGGGAUGCACGGACAAGGAGCCGGAUUUGUCCCACCCGAGGGAGGCUUCGGAUGGAUGGUGGUGUUCGCUGCGACCUGGUGCAACGGCUCGAUCUUUGGGAUUCAAAACUCCUUCGGCAUCCUGCACAUGAUGCUGGUGAAGGAACACGCAGACCCAGACGACAAGACGUCUCAGUUCAAAGUGGCCUGGGUCGGGGCCUUGGCUAUGGGCAUGAUCUUCUUCUGUUCACCUGUGGUCAGCAUGUUCACUGACCACUUUGGCUGUAGGAAGACAGCUGUCAGUGGGGCAACGCUGGCUUUCCUAGGGUUGCUCACCACAUCUUUUGCAAACUCCCUUAGCCUUCGUUAUUUCACAUACGGCAUACUGUUUGGCUGCGGAUCCUCCUUCGCGUUCCAGCCCUCGCUGGUUAUCCUCGGCCACUAUUUUCGACGGCGCCUGGGCCUGGUCAAUGGCAUGGUGACAGCAGGUGCCAGCCUCUUCUCCAUGGGCAUUCCAGUGUUACUCAACAAGGUGGUGGAGCCUCUGGGCCUCAGCAGGACCUUCCAGAUCCUCAGUCUCUUCAUGCUGGUCCAGGCCCUGCUGGCGCUGACGUUCAAACCUUUACUGCCUGCUGGAGGAGGCAUGGGACCACCAGGCAUGGGACCUGGCGCUGCUGAGCCCCAAACCCAGUCAUGGGCUACUGCUCAGGAUGGGAGCAGGUGGAGCAGAGUUCUUGCUGGGCUCAGAAAAUACUUCAACCUGCGAGUGUUUCACAUCGUCACAUAUCGGCUGUGGGCGUUUGGAAUUGCUACGGCAGUUUUUGGCUACUUUGUGCCAUAUAUACAUCUGAUGAACUUUGUGAAGGAGGAGUUCAAGGACACUGAGAGGGAUUGGGUUCUCUUGGUGUGCAUAGGAGCCUCAUCUGGUGUGGGGCGUCUCGCUUUUGGGAAGAUUGGAGACCUCCUUCCUAGUCUUACGAAGAUCUACAUGCAGGUGGCGUCCUUCACAGUAAUGGGCCUGAUGUCGAUAAUGAUUCCUCAGUGUUCUGUGUUUGAGGGGCUGGCAGUUGUGUGUGUGAUCUUGGGCCUGUGCGACGGCUGCGUUCUCACCAUGAUGGCCCCCAUAGCCUUCGAGCUGGUCGGGCCCAUGCAGGCAUCGCAGGCCAUUGGCUACCUCCUCGGCCUGAUGUCUGUUCCCAUGACAGCAGGUCCACCCAUUGCUGGUCUACUACACGAUUACUUUGGGAACUACACAGUAGCCUUCUCCCUGGCUGGGGUGCCUCCUAUGGUGGGGGCCGUGGUGCUGUUCUUUGUGCCCCUGAUGCACUCGAGGCGCCAGCGGAGCCAGGCGUCGGCCGAGGAGACGUCCACGACUGCCCACAUGUUGCCCGCUGUUCCGCAAGCGGCGGAGCCCAAGAGCUGCUCCAACGGAGACAUGCUCCCUGGCUACACCGACGUGGAGACACACAUCUGAGUCGCACCGUACAAAAGGGAUUCAGCCCACCAGCACCUUUUCUCGUUCUAAGAAUGCCCUCCUCCCACCCCGUGCUUUCAACCAUGGACUUGUGAUUGCCGACCUUUAACCUCACCCAGCCCUCUUUGGCUGUUAAUCAUUUCCAUGCAGAGAAAAGUCAAAAAACGCCACUGCUGGCUAGCUGCUGCAGAGAGGACAAAAAAAAGGACACACCUGGGUUGGACGACGGACACGUUUGAGGAUAAGCACAACACACUCAACUAGGAUUGUUUUAGUCAGUGUGGACUCUGUACUAAUAUAUACAUUCUUUACCUCCAAGAGGAAAAAAAUGAAGAGAAUUUAACUGACAGGGGCGGUUUCUUAAUUUAUAGCCUUUAUGGCUAUAUAAAUAUACAAACUACCCCCUUUAGUAAUAUAAAGAACAGUCACGUGUAUGACUAAAAUGAUUCUUCUUUGUUUUUUAGAUUCCAUAAAAAACUAAUUUAGAGGAAUAUAAAAUAAGAACUAGUGAAGGGAUAACUUCAGCAUUUCUUUAUGUAGUACCUCACGUGUUUAGCAGUUUAGCUUUACUCCACUGUUUUCUGCCGAGCCAGCUGCAAGGGGAUCACGCGUAGAGUAGCCAUUGUUAAAUGUGAGCGACGGUUCUGUAGAAGAGAUCACACUCAAUCACGCUGUCGUUUCAACAAAUCAGCCAAGUCUGCUUUGAACGGGAGAGAUGUACGUGACUGUGAGCAGGUGUUGAUUUCUCCUCUCCCCCACAGUUUCGAUAUAUAUAGGUCAGUAGCAGGUCAUCGUAACUUUAAGGUGCGACGCGAGGGCUGAAACUACAUGGUCUCUCCUCACGAGUCGGGCUUGAGCUUUUGUUGUUUUUAAGAUUUGAACUCUACACUUUUAUUGGCUUUUUUUUUAAACUUUAGCAGGGGGACAAAUCCGCAUACACUGUGUUUGUUAUGACUUUUAGAUACAAUUCACUAGUGGCUUUGUAGUGUGCACACUGUAUCACUGUUAAAGUGAGGCAUGGGAUCAUGUAGUUCUGAUGGGGAGUGUAAUGGUGGUCAAUAGUGAUAGAUGUUCAUCAUGUUAACAAAAGGUGUUUUUCUGUCCCCCCCCCCCUCCAAACUUCCCUUCCCUGUGUGAAUGAGUGUGUGUGUCAUGCGAUAUGAAGCUAAUAUGUUAUAGUCUGUUGAUAAGAGGGGAUUCAAACUACCAAAUGGCCCGUUUCCUCAUGAGGGCACCUCACCGAAUUCGUUUGCUGCUGUAGUUUAGUCUCGAAACACACGGGGCAUCAACAACACGAAAACUCUGUUCCAUAAACACGGACCACUUACCUCUGCACUCUUAGAUUACAGUUUCCUUUGAACCAGCGAGACGUCAGCUGUAAUGAACAGAUGUGAAGUUGCUAUAACUGACAGUUUGGAGUUCCACUCUGUGGUCGUAUGCGUUACUGACGAGGAGAGCGUGGAGCAGGGGGGGGGGAAGGAAGGUAUUCCUCCUUUCUGCUGGU